Leptomonas pyrrhocoris is the source of this 764-nucleotide messenger RNA. Its product is annotated as putative Nucleoside transporter 1. Gene Ontology annotation, cellular component: plasma membrane. The transcript has a single exon. The record is from RefSeq and is a predicted model, not a curated record. Gene Ontology annotation, biological process: nucleoside transmembrane transport. Gene Ontology annotation, molecular function: nucleoside transmembrane transporter activity. Lineage: Eukaryota; Euglenozoa; Kinetoplastea; Trypanosomatida; Trypanosomatidae. The coding region runs from base 108 to 764 and encodes 218 amino acids.
AGGAAGGAUAACGACAAGACUCCGCAGCGCCUUUUUUCUGCUCUUCGCUACGCGAACGCACCGACGUACUUCCCCGCUGAAAAAGCAUCGACUACAGCAGGAUAGCCAUGAAGUCUGAGACGGUCAUUCCCGAUCAGUCCGCUGCGCCGCCGCCGCCGCCGCGCCCGUGGUACCAGAUGAGCGCCGCUGAAUUCUACGUCUACGUGGUGGCCUUCCUGUGCGGCAUCUCCAUGCUGAUGCCGAUCAACGCCGUCUUCUCUGCACCGUCGUACAUGUUGACGUACUACCGCUUUGCCACUAAAGACCCAGAUUUUGUGCCGGCCAUGACAAACUUCUGGUCUAAUGUGCUGACCUACUAUAACCUGAUCGGCCUGGUCACGUGCUUGGUGAUGGAGCCGCUGACGCUGCUGAAGGGCUUCCGCCGUAUCCCGAUGCUGGUGCGUCUGCUUGGCGGCUUAUGCAUUCUUAUUCUCGAGAUUAUCGUGCUGAUGGCGGUUCCGGCUCGCGGCACGAACGAAGGCGGUGCGGUGGCUACGAUCUGCAUGGCCGGCUUCAUUGGCGGCUUCGGCAAGAGUAUCUUCGAGUCCACGGUCUACGGCAUGUUCAGCGCCUUCCCUCCCAGCUUCAUGGCGCUGUCGUGCCGGAGCUCACCGGCGAGGCUGCCCGCGUCCACCUUGCUCUUGACACCACCCAGGUCACCAAAGUGCAGACGAGCAAAGCUGUUGAAGCGGAGCAUGACGAGGGCCACAAAGGUCGUCGCCUGA